This is a messenger RNA of Notodromas monacha, 1338 nucleotides long. The record is from the annotation of a GenBank genome assembly. NCBI's taxonomy places the organism in Eukaryota, Metazoa, Arthropoda, Ostracoda, Podocopida, Cyprididae.
AUGCGUGCAAAGAUAAUGUAUGCGAGCUAUGUAUGUCUAAGGCGAAUUGCGAGACUUCAAGUGUCGGCACGUCAGUGUGCCACUUUCACUGACUUCUUUCCCGACUCCAUUGGAGGAUCGAAGGACUGCGCAGAAAAUAUUGCAGAUAUUCUGCAAAUGGACCUUGCCAAAACGGAGUCUAUCUUGGAGUCGCAUCCUUUUCUGAUGAAAGAUUUGGAUGAGCUUCAAAAUAACGUGGAAUUCUUGGAGAAACGCGGUUUACGAAGGGGCACUGUAGCCCAGACUCCAGGUAUCCUGAACUUCUCCACAAGAUCUUUAAUUGAAAGAACCCAUCUGGUCGAAGAAGCAUCGGACUAUCAAUUAUCUGAAGCUUUCCCUUUGAUGAAAGAUUUGGAUGAGCUUCAAAAUAACGUGGAAUUCUUGGAGAAACGCGGUUUACGAAGGGGCACUGUCGCCCAGACUCCAGGUAUCCUGAACUUCUCCACAAGAUCUUUAAUUGAAAGAACCCAUCUGGUCGAAGAAGCAUCGGACUAUCAAUUAUCUGAAGCUUUCCCUUUUUGCACUACAAAAACUCUGAGUGAAAUGGAUGUUCGUCGUUCCACCGAUUCCGUCGUGUUGGGUCACAGAAGCCGACCCAAGUACUUCGCUGCCAAGCUCGACCUCGAGCCGAGUUCAGCUUGCAGUUUAUUCGUCAAAUUUCCCUUCUUGCAUCUCGUUCUCCCGAUCAAAUUGUCGGAAGUUAUUGAGCUGCUUCUAUCGAAUGGCAUCGCGAAGCAGGAUUUGACUGAAGAUCUAUGGAUUCUGCGUCACAACAAAAGUGUCAUGGCAAAAAGGUUGAAAAUUGCACGGAAAUACGAAGUGACAGUGAAACCAUGGCAUCUUCGGUGUCCUGAGAAACGCUUCAAUGCGUCCAUGGAAGUGAACCAAGCUAAUCAUGUUGCCCGCGGGGAUUGCGCUAACAAUGUUCAAUUUUUGGCCACAGCGUUGUCGUGUUCGGAGGAGGACAUACGCGAUUAUUUUCGCAGGUUCAAUCCGUUGAAGACAGUGUCCACGAUUAAAUUGAAAACCGGCUUGGAUGUUUUGUUGAAAGCUGGAUUUUCUAAAGCACAAAUUUUGAACGGACUGCGAGUUCUAGCGUAUGAUCCUCAGCGGAUUGCAUUGAGGCUCACAACAUUGAAGAAGAAGAAUUUAGAGGGGACGCACGAGGUGAUAUUCUGUGCUUCUCGGCCACCGCGGGACUUGAUAACCCGCGUUCUUAGGUCUUCCAAGGGCAUCAAUCCACCAGUGCGAUACGCCAGUGCCAUGCACACUUCGACAAUCUGCACUGACAACUCGUAG